Messenger RNA from Tilletiopsis washingtonensis, 4227 nucleotides. RefSeq lists its product as hypothetical. Gene Ontology annotation, biological process: early endosome to Golgi transport; intra-Golgi vesicle-mediated transport. The record is from RefSeq and is a predicted model, not a curated record. The transcript is spliced from 7 exons. Bases 10 to 4227 code for a protein of 1405 amino acids. NCBI's taxonomy places the organism in Eukaryota, Fungi, Basidiomycota, Exobasidiomycetes, Entylomatales. Gene Ontology annotation, cellular component: TRAPPII protein complex.
CCCCCUGCCAUGUCCGGCGCGCCGCCCGUCGUCGCCGCGACGUACGCCGGCUCCGAGACGCUGCUCGACUCGCGCCUCUUCGGCCACCUGCUCGGCGCGCUGCAGGCCCAGCUGCCGCUGCGCAACCUGCACUGGAAGCCCUCGCCCGCCAGCAGUUUCUACGCGGGCGCUGCGCCGGCGUCCUCUUCCUCGUCACUCGGCAGCGGCAAUGCCAGCGCCAUCCGUACCAUCCAGCAGCUGCCGCUGCGCUUGCAGCCGCUGGCCGACGAGCUGCUGCGUGCGCGGCUGAAGCCCGAGACGCGGCACCUCGUGCUCAAGAGUCUGCUCGAGCGGCCCUUUGUGCACCUCUACUUCGUCGUGUGCGAUGACAAUGAGGCGUACCGCACGUCCAUCCGCAACGACAUUCGCUCGUGGAUCGCGUCGGUGCAGUCGCUGCCCUCGCUGCUUGGCGGCUCAGGGCCGGCAUCGGCUGUACCGGCACAUGCUCGCGAGUCGUCUUCUCGGCCCGGGACGCCGCGCUCGUCGAGCGGGCCUGCUGCUGCCGAAUCACCAGGCGGCGCCUCGCAGCCCGACGAAGAGCGCCCCUCGGCCGGCCCCGAGUACCUCAUCGUGCUGCUCUCGCCGCAGGACCAGAGCGCCGCGGCAGCCCUCGGCGUGCCGCCAGCAGCCGCCUCGCGAGGGCCUAGUCCAAGUCCGGCGGACGAGAAGGCCAAGACGGGUCUUGGUCGGGUGUUCGGCGGCGCGGCGGCCAAGGGCAGCGUCAUCGACAAGAUGAAGGCCGACUUCAACUCAGGCAAGCGGGAACGCAUCGUGCAUCUCACGCGCAUGCCAUCGCUGCCGGCUGGCGGCGCAUCGGCUGGCGCAGCACACAGCGCCGACCCAACGCUGUUCGCCGACCUGCUGAUGCGGCUCAAGGAGUGCGCCGGCGCCACCUUCGAUGGCCUCGUGGCGCUGCAGGAGGAGGAAACGCGGCGCGAGUGGCGCAACAAGGAGCUGCCGGGCUGGAGCUUGUGCAAAUGGGUCACGGGCAUGGAAUGCCUGGCGAACACAUUCGAGGGCGUCGGACUGUACAAAGAGUCGCUGUCCAAGUACGACGAGAUCGAUGGGGCGUUCCAGCAGUGCAUGAAUGAGCACAACCUCACGUUCUUUUCAUCCACCGGCGGCACGACGCCCGGCGACGACUCGGCGCUGCUGCUCGACGUGCGCAAGAAGCCGUACGCCGAGCUCAUCAUGCGCAACGAGAUCACGCUCUUCGACUUUCGCUGCUACGUCUUCGCGCGCCGUGCCGCGCUGCUGGGCAAGCUCGGACGCGUGGCGCAGGUCAUGUACGAGACGCCGCCGUUUCUUGCCGACGUGGGCGCGAUGCUGCGGGGCGGAGAUACGCUGCCGGCGCAUUUCAUCGAGUCGUGGAUUUUCUCCUCGUCGCUCGACGUCGUCGAGCAGUGCCAGGCGUGGCUCAUCGAGCGCGGCGACAUUGCCGCGCCGGGCAUGACCGAUGCCGAUGGCAGCGUGGACCGCAGCAUCGAGGGCCAGCUCAGUGCCGCGUUCCACGCCGCCAAGGCAGACCUGCUCGAGCUCGCACGCGCCCAGCUCGACCUCAUCGGCAUGGCCACGGGCCACCUGCCCACCACGCUGCCGUUCAGCCGCUCGCAACCGGCCACAGAACGCGAUCUGCCGGCCGUGCCUGCAGACGAGGCGCAGCGCGACCUGCCGGCGCUGCCAGAAGAGGCCAAGAAGAGCAUCGGCAAGAUGACGCGGCAGGAACUCCAGCAAGCUGUCGAGAGCUGCGAGAUCUUCGACUUGCACUUCGUCACACUCACGGAGCGCGUCAUUGCCUGCUCGGAGAGCGCCGGGCGGCGCGAAAGUGUGCUUCAGCUGCGGGCGGUGCUGGCAUCUCUCAACUUCUACCGGAAUCGCUAUGAGACGGCACUGAUGCUGCUCGGCAAGCUCGCCGAGAUGCACACCGCCGAGCGGGUGCCGCUCGACGCGCACCUGCUCGCCAAGCAGCUCGCCUGCCACGAGAAGCUCAGCAAGACGCGCGACCGUGCAUGGGUGCACAAUGCCGUCGCGCUGAUCAAGCGGCUAGCCGACGGCCGGCGACCCGGCGGCUCGCCUUCAACACACGCCGUGCCGCCUACGGCCGACGACCCAUCAGUGCGGUGGGGCAGCGAGGAGACGCUGUACAGCGAGCUGCGCAGCGUGCCGUUCGACAAGGAGGUGCCGAUCAGCCAGUUCACGCCGCUAAGCCUGCGGCCUGCGGCCAAGUGGGCAUUGCAGGCACAGGACCAAGACGGCUCGACGCUGGCUGGCCGCGUGCACUUCUCUGGCGUCGCGCCGCUCGAGGUCGACGACGUGCGCAUGUGCCUGAUCAGCGGCGACCGCGACCAGCUGUGGUUCACGAGCGGCCGCACCACGCUGCAGCCCGGGCUCAACGACGUCCGCCUGGCGUGCGCGUCGCCAGCGCCAGGCAAGUACAUCCUCGACGUCUCGCAGAUCCGCCUUUCGCGCAUCAUCUUUCAAUACGCCUCGCCGCGCGUCGUGCCGGGCGCCGUCGUCAUCGGCGUGCCCGAGGACGGCGAUGCCUUCGACGCGCGCAUCCAGAUGCCGCUCACGGUGCGGAUAGACGACCAGCGGCACGCCGACCUGCACAUCGACACUGGCCGUAACGACGUGCUGCGCGCCGAGAUCCGCGUCGCCCUCAGCGGGCCCAGCCGCGCCAGUGGGCUCGGUGGGCGCGUCCUCGCCGGCCUUGCCGAGGCGCAGCAGGCGACUGGCUUUAUCAAGCUGGAAGUCGCCGAGGAUGGCUCGCUGCUCACGCUGCGAGACCUGCCUGCGCGGUCAUCGCACUGCCUGCGAGUCCCGCUCUACGAGCUGUCGGCUGCGACAGGCGGCGUGCUGCAGCUGGCGCUGUCCAUCAGCUACUGGUCGAAGCAGCCGCGGCCAAAGGCGCGCCGCAUCUUCCAGCGGCAGGUCGACCUCGGCGUGGCGCUGCCGCUCGGCGUCAAUGUCCAGGACUACUUCCGCGCCGAGCGCCUCUUUUCCAAGUUCUCCAUCAGCGCCGGCUCGUCGUCGACGCUGCGCAUGGGCCCCGUCGAGCUUGUGCACGCCGACGAGAGCUCCAAGCCGGCAUUCGAGAUCAGUUCGCCCUCGAGCCGCCCGCGCAUCGUCAUCUCGGCGCGGCAGCCGGCGUCGUACGUCUUCUGCAUCAAGCGCAGCGCAGACGCAGCUGCGGCCUCUCCGCCAUCAGAGACAAAGCUGCGUCUCCUCUUGCGCUACCGCUCGAUGCACGAGGAGGCGCAGAAGCUCGUCUCGCGGCUGCUGGCAGCCAUUGUCGCCGACGGCUCUGUCCCUCACUCGCUCUCGGCCGGCCGCCUGCUCUGCAUCGAGCGUGCGCUGCUGCGCCUCGUCGAUAUCGCGCUCGACAUGCAGACGUUUGCCAGCACCGGAGCGCUGCGCGUCGGGUUGUUCGAGGAGGGCAUCUGGCGGCGGGCAUGCGAUCGCUGGGGCCUCGAGUCCGGCAGCGCCGACGCCGACGCCGCCGUCGCCAUCGUGAAGGAGGUGCUGCGGCGAGCGGCAGCAUGCACGCCCUUUGCGGCCGACGAUCUCGAGCAAUGGAACACGCUCUCGAUCCCAGUCGACAUUCCGCAGGUCGACAUUGUCAGCUCCGUCUCGCUCAAGCUGCACGACGGCGGCCAGCCAUUGAUCGUCGGCCAGCCCGUGCCGGCGACGCUUUCGGUCGAGACAUCGUUCGUCUGGGCCGCAUCGACACCCGAGAGCGCGUCCAAGAAGCCACCAGUCGGCGACGAUGCCCAGCCGGAAGUCAGCCCCGGCGUUGACGAGGCGCAGGAGGUCCGUCUGAUGUACGACGUGCAGGUCGACUACGAGUCCUGGGUCGCCAGCGGCGCCAAGAAGGACUCGUUUGCCCUGCCGCGCACCAGCCGCAGUGCAGGCACGCGCCCGCCGCCGGCGACGUUCAGCCUUACCCUCGUGCCGCUGCGUGCCGGCUCGCUGCUGCUGCCGCCGGUCAACGUGUGGGCGCUGCCGCCGGGCCACGACGGCGAGGCAUCCGCCGCCGAAGCCGACGGCGGUGCAGCGGCGCCGAGCUGUGCCACGCACCUCGCCGAGGGCUGCGCGCGUGUAGAGGUGCUCCCAAAGCGCGCCCCGCCGCCGUCCUACCAGUGGGCCGACGAGCUGCGGCGACGCAGUCUCGAGCUGCAGGCCCGCUGA